Messenger RNA from Symsagittifera roscoffensis, 741 nucleotides. RefSeq lists its product as uncharacterized. The coding region runs from base 45 to 647 and encodes 200 amino acids. Gene Ontology annotation, molecular function: mRNA binding; structural constituent of ribosome; rRNA binding. Gene Ontology annotation, biological process: translation; ribosomal small subunit assembly. Lineage: Eukaryota; Metazoa; Xenacoelomorpha; Acoela; Convolutidae. The transcript has 4 exons. Gene Ontology annotation, cellular component: ribosome; cytosolic small ribosomal subunit. The record is from RefSeq and is a predicted model, not a curated record.
UGAUUUUUUCAGAUUCGUUUAUAUCUUUUGUCUGUUGAACAACUAUGGAUCUCGAAGCAGAAAGUGUAACCACAGUGAAGCUGUUCGACAAGUGGUCCCUCCAAGAGGAGAGUGUGAGGUGUCAGGACUUGUCUAUUCAGGACUAUGUUGGUAUUCGAAACAAGUGUCUCAGAUUCCUCCCUCAUACUUCUGGAAGAUACCAAGUGAAGAGAUUCAGGAAGGCCUCCUGUCCGAUUGUGGAGCGACUGGUUAAUUCACUCAUGAUGCACGGGCGAAACAAUGGAAAGAAACUCAUGGCCAUGCGCAUCGUACAACACAUGUUCGAGAUCCUGUACCUCUACACUGACCAGAACCCGAUAGAUGUACUAGUGGAUGCAAUCAUCAAUGCCGGACCUAGAGAGGACUCAACUAGGAUAGGGAGAGCAGGUACUGUCAGGAGACAGGCGGUGGAUGUUUCUCCCCUGAGGAAAGUGAACCAGGCCAUUUACUUCGUGUGCACUGGCGCCAGAGAAGCCGCAUUCAGGAGUGGCAAGACUAUUGCAGAGUGUCUUGCUGACGAAGUGUUGAAUGCCUCAAAGGGAUCCUCCAACUCCUACGCUAUCAAGAAGAAAGACGAAAUCGAGAGAGUCGCCAAAUCCAACCGAUAAGUGGAUGGAACUAAAUGAUGGCUGUCUCAAAGGACUUAGAGCUGACAUGACAUUUUUGAUGUUCAUUUAAUUGAAUUCAAAUGUUUGUCUCUCU